Thermothelomyces thermophilus ATCC 42464 is the source of this 549-nucleotide messenger RNA. RefSeq lists its product as uncharacterized. The transcript has 4 exons. The record is from RefSeq and is a predicted model, not a curated record. NCBI's taxonomy places the organism in Eukaryota, Fungi, Ascomycota, Sordariomycetes, Sordariales, Chaetomiaceae. Bases 1 to 549 code for a protein of 182 amino acids.
AUGCAGCCCGGCAUCCCUUCAGCUUCGACAGCCAAGAGUCAGCUAGCCGCCCUGACCGUCAAGGCUGCGUACGACGACGGCAACUACAGCCGCGACUUGUUCCCCCACUGGGAGACGGUCAGCGGUGCCUGCAACACCAGGGAGUACGUCUUGAAGCGAGAUGGCACCAACGUGGUGACCGACAGUAGCUGCGCCGCCCAGUCAGGGACCUGGGUUUCCCCGUACGACGGAGCUACCUGGACGGCAGCCUCCGACGUCGACAUCGACCACAUGGUGCCGUUGAAGAACGCCUGGAUCUCAGGGGCGAACACUUGGUCCACUGCCAAGAGAACGCAAUUUGCAAACGACAUAGAUCUGCCUCAGCUCUGGGCCGUUACGGACAAUGUGAACCAAGCAAAGGGCGACAAGUCCCCGGAUGCCUGGAAGCCGCCCUCGACUUCUUUCUACUGCACGUACGCGAAGAGCUGGGUCACAGUGAAAUAUUCCUACGGGCUCAGCGUCACUUCUGCCGAGAAGUCGGCUUUGACAAGCAUGUUGAAUACGUGCUGA